Molecule: messenger RNA, 1335 nt
Organism: Drosophila takahashii
Lineage: Eukaryota; Metazoa; Arthropoda; Insecta; Diptera; Drosophilidae
Source: RefSeq, a predicted model, not a curated record
AUGCCAAUUAAAUCUAAAGCAAACGAAGUGGCCAAUCCAGAAAAGGCGGUGGCUAAAAAAGAGACUCCCAAGAUGCCGAUUAAACAACUUAAAAAGGGUACUCCAAAGGAGAUAAAGGACAAGGAAAAUACCGGCGAGGAUAAUACCCCGAAGCAAAGGAAAACAGGAAGACCUGGCAGACCAGCUUCUAAGCGAAAGAAUCUAGAUACCCCAGAAAUGAAAGGCGAGAAUAUUGCGGCAGAGGAUGAGAAUCCCCCGAAGCGCAGGAGUGCCAGGGUCACAAGGAGCACGCGAUCCAUGGCAGAAGAUGGGCCUCCAUCCCCGGAAAACGCCGCAACGCCCGAAAAGCGCAAAAAGGCCGAGAAGCUGCCUUUUAUCAAGUACACGGGGGCCAUCAAGUACUACACGGAGAACCAGGAUAUAGCCUCAUCCGCCGACGAAGUUUUGCAAUGGGUGGAAAAGCAGAAGGAAGAGGUAGUUCCCAUGGCCUUCGACAUGGAGUGGCCCUUCUCCUUCCAAACCGGUCCCGGCAAGUCAGCCGUCAUCCAGAUCUGCGUGGACGAGAAGUGCUGCUAUAUUUACCAGCUGACGAAUCUCAAGAAACUCCCAGCGGUCUUGGUGGCCCUUAUCAAUCAUCCCAAAGUGCGAUUGCAUGGCGUGAACAUAAAGAACGACUUGCGAAAGCUAGCUCGUGACUUUCCCGAGGUUUCCGCUGAUCCGUUGAUCGAGAAAUGCCGAGACUUGGGCCCCUGGUGCAACGAGGUCUGUGGAACCGGCGGUCGAUGGAGCCUGGAGCGUUUGACCAACUUUAUAGCCAAGAAGAGCCAGGAUAAAAGCAAGAAGGUGCGCAUGAGCAAGUGGCAUGUCAUUCCGCUGGACGAGAAUCAACUGAUGUACGCUGCCAUCGAUGUCUAUAUUGGUCAAGUUAUCUACCGCGAAUUGGAGCGACGCGAGAAGGAAAAGCUUAAAAAUGAAGAAGAAUUUAAGGAGGCGAACGGGGAUGCUGCCUUUAAAGCCGUAAAAGCAUUGGGUGAAACAUUCCUUACCAAGAUCAACGAGGUGACUCUUUGAACUAUUUAAGGAUGCAAUUUAUAUUUACAAAUUUUCACUUUUAUAGUUAAUUAGGGGUUUUCCAAUUUAAUUAUGUUAUAUUUGUACAAUCUCAACUUUUUAACUUGCAUUUGAUAUGAUCUUAAUAUUAUUGACAUUUAAAGAACUGUUUAUAUAGACUAGAAUUAACAAAUUUUACAACUUGUUGAUUAUUUCAAUCUUAACUAUGUUUGAGUCCCCCCAAAAUUAGCUUUAGAAUAAUCAAUUUUCUACAUUUCUCAACUU